AUGUUUUAUAUAAUAUUAAUUUUAAGUGCAAUAAGUGUGGUUAAAUCUGAUCCAUAUGAAUUAAAUAUUGUACAUUAUAAUGAUUUUCAUGCGAGGUUCGUAGAAAUAAGUCCCUCUGGAGGUGUUUGUAAUCCAGCUGUAGCACCAUGCAUUGGAGGUUUCGCUCGUUUAGCUACGCUCAUACGACAAAUUGUGGCUAGGGAACCGCAUUCUUUAGUUCUAAAUGGGGGUGACACUUUCCAAGGGACGAUAUGGUACAAUUUAUUGAGGUGGAACGUGACGCAGGAUUUCAUGAAUAUGGUGUAUCAUGAUGCCCAUGUACUAGGCAAUCAUGAAUUCGAUCAUGGAAUUGAAGGGGUAGUCCCAUAUCUACAACAUCUGCAACACGAAGUCGUUACUGCUAAUAUUAUCGAUGAUGAAGAACCGACCAUCCAAGGUUUAUACAAACCUAGUAUUGUUGUAACGAAAAAUGGAAGACGUAUUGGUAUUAUUGGUGUUAUUAUAGCAACUACUAAUGAACUAGCUUCACCUGGGAAAUUGAAGUUUACCGAUGAAAUUGAAGCUGUGAAGACAGAAGCCGAGAAGUUAAAUCAGCAAGGCGUUGAUAUUAUUGUAGUUCUCUCACAUUGCGGUCUUGAUAUUGAACGGGAGAUAGCUCUACAUGGUGGUCCAUAUAUUGACAUAGUUGUGGGGGGACACAGUCACACUUUCCUGUAUAAUGGAGAUCCACCAGUCGACACAACAUUUAGAGUUCAAGGACCCUACCCGAUAGUCGUAGAAAAAGAAUCAGGGCCUGUUUUGAUAGUACAAGCAGCUGCACACACGGAAUUUUUAGGAGAAAUUAAACUAUUUUUCGAUGAUGCUGGACACCUUUUGAAUUGGACGGGUAAUCCUCAUUAUAUUGGACAUGAUAUUGAGCAAGCACCCGACGUAAUAGAAAAAAUCAAUCUGUAUUUACCAGAAAUUGAUGCUUUGGCCAAAAGGAAAAUAGGCGAGAGCAGAGUUCAUUUAUCUUCAAGAUGUAACUGCGGUGAAUGCAACUUAGGUAAUCUUAUAUGUGACGCCUUUUUACACGCUGCUUUAAAGCGAGCUGAAGGAAAUAAUUGGAAUUAUGGACACUUUUGUGGUACAAAUACUGGAGGAAUCCGAAGCGAUAUAGAAGCAGGAGAUAUAACAUACGAAGGGAUGUUAUUAGCUCUGCCCUUUGAUAACACAGUAGAAGCAUUUGACUUACGCGGUGACCACGUGCUGGAAAUGCUGGAGUUUAGUGUUGCCAAUGACCCCUGGCCGGGUGCUAGGACUUUGCAGCUGGCAGGCAUACGUAUACAAGUGGACGGUUCUCGCCCCAAAUAUGACCGAGUUCAAAACGUAACCAUCCGUUGCAUUGAUUGUGAAGUGCCGAGAUAUGAACCGUUGGAUUUGACCAAAACUUACAAGAUGGUUACUCAGAGUUUCUUGAUGAAUGGGGGUGACGGAUUUAACAUGGUGUCAAACAACAGAGGACCUAGUGUUACACUGGGGAUCGAUAGUGAUGUUUUCCUCGCUUAUCUCGAAAGGGAUAUGCCAGUCAUAAGGGAUUUAGAUGGACGUCUGCAAAUCAAGGAUCCUUGUCUUCCUAAUUAA
Zerene cesonia (dogface butterfly) is the source of this 1623-nucleotide messenger RNA. Its product is annotated as apyrase-like. Gene Ontology annotation, biological process: AMP catabolic process. The record is from RefSeq and is a predicted model, not a curated record. The transcript has 11 exons. Bases 1 to 1623 code for a protein of 540 amino acids. Gene Ontology annotation, cellular component: plasma membrane. Gene Ontology annotation, molecular function: 5'-nucleotidase activity; nucleotide binding; metal ion binding. Lineage: Eukaryota; Metazoa; Arthropoda; Insecta; Lepidoptera; Pieridae.